This is a messenger RNA of Nothobranchius furzeri (turquoise killifish), 4134 nucleotides long. Lineage: Eukaryota; Metazoa; Chordata; Actinopteri; Cyprinodontiformes; Nothobranchiidae. The record is from RefSeq and is a predicted model, not a curated record.
GCGCAAUUUAGGAGAGCGAGUGGAUCGACUUUGAAAGCGUGACCGACAUGGACGGGUAACAUUUCUGUGUUUGAGUGGUGAUUUUUACAGAUAUUUACAGUCUAUGGUGGUGAUGCAGCGGUGUGUGAGACAGGCGGUGUGUGAGACAGAGAUGUGUGGAUUUAUCAGGGGCGCGAGCUCGUUUCCAUGGCCACGCGCUACUGUGUUUAGGAAGUACCUCAUGUUAGCAUGCUACUGUUGUUUAGCUGGUGUCCGUUACUCACGAGCCCUUUGAGCUUGAACAGACUCGAGAAGUGGUUCUUUCCGCAGCCCGCGGUCACUGUUGGUACCGAAACAGCAGCGUUAGCUGACAGGUUGUCCCAGUCCGGAGGUUAUCCUGGCUGAACGAGUCACGCACGUCUGUAGGGGUUCGUUACUAAACAGUAAUAACACUUUAGGUGAGGACGGGACAGUUUGUGUGGACAGGCGCGCGUCUGGCAUCAGUGACUAACUCAUCUGAACAAGUUGGUUUGAUGUGUAACAAACUGAAUCAGAAAUAAUCAACAGGUGUUGUUCAGUUGUAGAGCUUUAGCUUUGAUCUGUGUGGAAUUGUCUCUUUCAGCAUCAGUGAUGUUGCAGUUGGAGUGAAGAGAGGAUCUGACCAGCUGAGUACGUACAAAAAUACUAUUUCUGGCACAGAUUGUAUGAAUGGUGAGUUUUAUCCAACCACGCUGGAUCAGAGGGGGGCUUUACAGAUUCUGCAUGAAAUAUUUUGUGGUUGUGACGUCGAUGAUGUAUAAAUGUUUAAAAAGUGUAAUAAGCUGCCAUGACCUCUACAAAGAGGGUGGCGGUUCAGGAAUUGUGCUCAUUUGAAACGGUUUUUGCAUCGACAUUAUCAUUUAUCAACUUUGGACAAUUUAGGCUUUUCUUUAGCUCUUUUUAUAACACACACCAUGCUGGCAAAUGGCGUAAUAUUACCGCAAUGGUAUCUCUAUAAACGCGCCAUGCCGGCAUGGCGUUGUGUGAAUUUUGCGGCAUUUGUUCCGCCUCGCUUGGUAGUAAUAUUGCGGUAAUGGUCUGUCGUAUGCGCCCUGGCGCAACAGAGGCAGAUGUCAUGAUGAUGUGGGGAGUUGUUGCUGAGCUUCGGCUGGCAAAUUUAUUGAAAAUGAAAGUAAACACAGGCAAUACGGUUUGCUUUUUGAACAAAAUCAGCUGAGAUGGCAAACUGGAGCGCCACAGCGCUCCACGAGCCUCUCUGUUAGAGCUGAAGCUCAGAUCACCAGAGACUGCUCAGGGACUGAUGGGGACAGACACCUUUAGGAGCUGCUUGUUAAAAAAAAACUCAACGAUUACGGCUUCAAUCGCAAUAAAAAGCAAGUUAUGUCCAAGAUAAACGGAAGUCUGCGGCGGCGCAGAGACCGCCCCAUACCCCCUUUAUGCCGCCGUCACCUGAUCUUUUAUAAAAUUGCCACGAUUGCGCCACAUUACCGCCACGGUCUGAUUGUAUAAACAACCUUUAUCCUCCCCAGGGAGCCACGUCCUGUAAAAACUUUUGAGACAUGAAUAAGAAAGGGUAACUGGUGAAUCCUGGGAAAUGUGAAAUUGGUAGAAAGAGCUGAAUGAGGAGAAGGUUGUAAUGAAGAAUCAACUGAAGGUCAAACAAAAGCCAUCUUGAACAGAUGGAGCCUCCAAUGGUAGUGACAGUAAGAAGUUAAAGGUUGAUGCGGCUCCACCAUCGCGUGUGCUACACAUACGGAAGGUGCCCAGCGAAGUGUCUGAUGCUGAACUUAUUGCUCUUGGCUUACCGUUUGGUAAAGUCACCAACAUCCUUACAUUGAAGGGCAAAAACCAGGCCUUUCUGGAGAUGGGGACAGAGGAGGCAGCCAUCACCAUGGUCAACUACUACAACAGCGUUCCUCCUUCUGUCCGUAACAUGCCCAUCUUUAUCCAGUACUCUAAUCACAAAGAACUGAAAACUGAUAGUAGCAACCAGCAGACUCGAGCGGUACUGCCAGCGGUGUCAACAGUUCCCUCUCUGAGCUCUGAUAACCAGGAGGCUGCAGGGACCAGCCCGGUUCUGAGGAUCGUCAUCGAUAACCUGUUCUACCCUGUAACUCUGGAUGUUCUACAACAGAUUUUCUCCAAGUUUGGCACCGUCAUGAAGAUAAUCACAUUCACCAAGAACAACCAGUUUCAGGCCCUCCUGCAGUACAGCGAGCCUGCUCAUGCACAACAGGCCAAACAGGCACUUGAUUGUCAAAACAUCUAUAACUCGUGUUGCACACUGCAUAUCGACUUUUCCAAGCUAGUCAACCUAAAUGUGAAGUACAACAAUGAUAAGAGUCGGGACUACACCCGACCGGAGCUACCGACUGGUGAUGGCCAGCACAGCCUGGACUCCGCCGUGGCUGCAGCCCUCAGAAAAGACAGCUCUCUCCUUGGUAAGAUCCCAGGAGCCCUGAACCCUCUGAGUGCUGCAGCAGUUGUGGCUGCGGGGAAGGUGGCCCUCGCCGGACAGCCAGGAGUCCUGUUAGUGAGCAACCUGAAUGAGGAGAUGGUUACGCCUCAAAGUCUGUUUACCUUCUUCGGAGUGUAUGGUGAUGUUCAGAGGGUAAAAAUCCUUUACAAUAAAAAGGACAGCGCUCUCGUUCAGAUGUCUGAUUGUAAUCAGGCCCAACUAGCAAUGAGCCACUUGAAUGGGCAAAAGAUGUAUGGUAAUGUGAUCCGAGUGACGUUGUCAAAGCAUCAGACAGUGGCUCUGCCCCGGGAUGGUCUGGAUGUACAAGGGUUAACCAAGGACUAUGCCAACUCCCCACUUCAUCGCUUCAAAAAACCUGGAUCCAAGAACUUCCAGAACAUCUUCCCACCUUCUGCCACUCUUCAUCUGUCAAACAUCCCGCAGAAUGUGACAGAAGAUGACCUGCAGCUGCUCUUUACCAACACAGGGGGAACCGUCAAAGCAUUCAAGUUUUUCCACUCCAAAGCAACCCACAUGCACAGAAGACAAGAAGUCACACAGUGGAGACGGAACCAGGAGAGAGACCAUAAAAUGGCUCUUAUCCAGAUGUCCACUGUGGAGGAGGCCAUCCAAGCUCUGAUUGACCUUCACAACUACAGCAUGGGAGGCAACCAGCACCUGAGGGUUUCCUUCUCCAAGUCCUCCAUCUAGCAGACUGAUGCUCUACUGUUCAGAGGAGUGGACUGGACUGUGCUUGUGUGUAUGUGUGAGAUAGGUCUAUUGUAUUUUGUACUAAUUUGUUCUGGCGUUCCUAGAGAUACUGAAAUUACUUUUUAAAGAGAACAUGCCAUGUUUUUCCUGUUAGUUCAGCAGAAUGUUGACUAAUGAUUGUUCACGUUUAAAUGACUCUUUGUUGUACGCUAUUGUUUCAUUUCUGAUUAAAGACAAACAGAUCUUCUGUGCCUUACCUGACAGUAACUUUCUACAGCUGGACCCAGGUAGUCGUUAACCUGCUGACGAUGUGGGUCUGUGUUAGCCGUGGCAGUGGUCAUUUGAGCAGCAGCAGAAGGAGUUACAACACCUGCCAGGUGCUGUAACUCCAUUAUUCCACAUUUUAUUUCACAGUCAUCAACCAAGAUAAACUUGACUUGUUGAAACAGUUUUAUUUUUUAUUUUUAGUUAUUUUUUUUGUCAUUUUGGAAGAGUUGUGUUUUCAAUGACAGUGAGCUGCAGCUAUCAGUGACCAUGUUGUUUUAGGAAAGCGUUGUGAUGAUAAGAGAGUAUUGCAUGCUGUGGAAGCAGUUUCCGUGUCCCACUGUGAUUUUAUUGUCAUGUGACAGUUUGCAUGGGAGGGCUACUCAGCUGGACCAAAGCGUCUGUGCCUUUAGGGACUCCUCCUUAACUCCUUUUAACUUGGGGAGGGAAAAUAUUUUAACUAACUUUAUAGUGUUGAGAAAACAUGUUUAAAUCUUUGGUAUCACAUUCUCUUGUUUUUUUUUAGAUGAGAGUUAAGGCACAUGGUCAGAAAUCUGAGUUCUGUCGAAUUCCAUCAAGUAACCUAUAAAGAUUGCAUCGUUCCAAUAAGUGCAGAAGGGUUUCCUGGACUUUUUGUUUCCUCUUUGUGUCCCUGCUGUAUUCUCAUGACUUCUGUAGCAUGCCUAAUAAAACGUGUGCAGCUCUGCAUCACUGCCCCUGGC